AUGGAUAGUAUAAUAUCACCGGAAGGGUGUGGUGUGGGCCGCGAGUCAGUGCUGAUGAACGGCCAGUGUUUCCGCUGGUAUGCAAACUAUACACAACAACAGGACAUACAGUUUGGACGAUCGGCCAAACCGGGAGAAGUGCCCAAUGGCUACUACAUUGACAAAUCAGAUAUUACUGUAUAUCCCGGCAUACAAUCCAUCCAACAAUUACCGCGCGGUUAUAGUGUGGACCAGUUGUACGCCUAUCCAGACUAUAUGAGUGGCAAAGAAGUUAAUUCUGAUAUCGGAUUAAUUAAAUUGAAACAAUGGAUACCACUUUCAACCACAACUAGCCAUACGUUGUUUAGACCUAUUAAUGCCAUUUGUUUGCCCAGUAAUAGUAGGAAUAGUAGUAACGAUAGAUAUUCAGGAAAAUCUGUUAUUAUUAAUCAGUUGGCACUGGUAGCUGGUUUCGGUGCUUAUGAUAAUGACGGCCAUAUAGCGGUUGAUCGGUUACAUAUGGGUUGGGUAUAUCUAGUCAACAAUAAUAAUAAUAAUGAUGAUUUAAACUAUUAUGUGACACGUUAUCCCAGAUAUAAUGGUACAGUAAUAUGCAGUGGUGAUUCUGGUGGUCCACUGUAUCAGUAUAUUAACGGUAGGGCAGUGCUCAUUGGUAUAGCUCAAGGCACUGACAAACCUUAUACCACUUGUUUGGAUCCAAAUGAUAACAAUAAUAUUAUGUCUUUUGUACGCAUUUUACCGCAUUUGGAUUGGAUUACAAACAUUGUAUCUAAUAAUUAG
Molecule: messenger RNA, 780 nt
Organism: Oppia nitens
Lineage: Eukaryota; Metazoa; Arthropoda; Arachnida; Sarcoptiformes; Oppiidae
Product: transmembrane protease serine 11D-like
Exons: 3
Coding region: 1-780 (259 amino acids)
Biological process (GO): proteolysis
Molecular function (GO): serine-type endopeptidase activity
Source: RefSeq, a predicted model, not a curated record